UUGAAAUAAAGUCAGAAAUAUCAAUUUCUCCAAAAUAUCCCCUUUAAUUCAAAAAUAACCUAACUUCUAAUUGGAGCCCUCUUCAAACUGCGCCCAAAACAUAGAAUUUUCUCAACUAUAAAAAUCCGCCUUUGAAUGUGAAUCUCAUUUUCUAUAGUAUCAACAACUAUCUGCUGGAAGCUAUAGCUUCAAAGAUUAUAAAGCAUACACUUCGCCUAGCGGGUAAGAGAAUUUAUUUCGCAGUCGUAAAUAUUCAGCAUUGCAAGUAACAAGUUAAGUUUAGUUAACAAAUAAUAACAAAUUAAAAAAAUGUGUGCGUUUCUAACAAUCAAGACUGAAUUCGAAAAACAAUUAAAUCAGCUAUUGUCAGUUAGGAAGGAACGAACUCUCCUUAUGACAGACGAUCGUUAUAAUGAACUUAUAGCAGAGACUAAGGAAGCCAUUGAAAGACGACGUUGUGGCUUAGAAUUGUCAGGGCUGCAUUAUCGUCGGAUUAGAAGAUUUGACAUAAUCAAAAUUGAUGGUGAUGAAAAAUUGGUCCAGCGAAAUGAAAAUGAACGUGAUACAUCACCAUCAACAAAAACGAUGAUACACUUUUGCAAGGCGAGUGAUAUGUUUGAGGCUAUACAUAAUGCUCAUUUGAAAAUUGGUCAUAAGAAAGAGAAAGGCAUGGAAUUCGAGUUAAAGAAAAUGUAUUGCAAUAUCACAAGAGAGGUGUUAGCGAUCUAUUUGAAGCUGUGUCCAACUUGUGCACUAAAGAGGAAAUAUAAAGAAAAAGCUGCAAGUGUUAAGGUGGAUGCUUUACCUGAUGACUUGAGUUUACGUUGUCAAAUUGACAUUAUUGACAUGGAAGUGCAAACAGAUCAAGGUUAUCGAUUCAUAUUGAAUUAUCAGGACCAUCAAACGAAGUUUUUGAUCCUUCGGCCAUUAAGGACGAACACUCCGGUAGAAAUAGCUGAUAUCCUUUUUGAUAUAUUUUGCUUGAUCGGAAUUCCUAACGUACUUCUAUGCUCAAAUGAAUAUGGACUUUGUGAUAAAGUAGGUAUACACAUUCAUUCGACUUUACAACCUUCUAAUAUCUUUGAAAUUUUAUCAGAUCCUUCAAAAUCUUUCGGACAACUGCAAUGUAAAGCUGGUAAAAGGAGAAUUUAAACAAGAACCUAUUCAACGAAUCUCUCAAGAUAUAUUCCGAACAAUUGUUGCUUGGAUAUCACACAAUAAUUCAAAUAAUUGGUCCUCCACUCUGCGAAUCAUUCAAAGUUUAAAAAAUCGUUGUUUCAAUCCUUCAAUCAAACGUACACCAUUUGAAGCACUUUUUGGUAAUCGUCAAUCAAUUUCUCUGCUAGAUAAACAAAUUAAUUUUGAGUUACAAACUGAAAAUGAAUUUAAGCAAAAAAUUGAUUUAUUCCGACAAAAAUUGAAUGAAGUCAAUGAAAUUCGUAAAGAAAUCAGUAAGAGUCAUGAAGAAGCUUUACAACGAAAUCGUGAUAAUCCUCAGACGUUAUUAUCAACUCGAUGUUUAAAUUGUGAACAAAUUUUGGUGGCAGAAGUUUUUUGUUGGAAAUGUAAUGGACCAUUGCAUUUUAAUUGUGCAUUGACAAAUGAUUAUUCGGAGAAUCCAUUUUGUCAAUUAUGUGCAAAUAAGACAGCUGUUCAUGUGAUAAGAAAAGGAAAGAAACGAAAGGUGGUGGAUGAAUUUGAAGAAAGACAAUUUGAUUUCAUGACGUGUCCUUUGUUAACCCAUGAAGAGUUUUGGUGAUUUGAAAUUUAGAACUAAAAAUUUUCAUUGUUUGAAUGUUAAACAGGAUUAUGAAUUAAAGAAUGCUUUUCCAAGUCGGGGGAAAAGCUAAUUUUCUUUAAAGAAAAAUAGUUUUGUUAAAAGUGUACAAAUGUAAAAUUAUAAAUAAAAUAUAUCUCUCUUAAAAGUA
Molecule: messenger RNA, 1928 nt
Organism: Episyrphus balteatus (marmalade hoverfly)
Lineage: Eukaryota; Metazoa; Arthropoda; Insecta; Diptera; Syrphidae
Product: KRAB-A domain-containing protein 2-like
Exons: 2
Coding region: 310-1152 (280 amino acids)
Molecular function (GO): nucleic acid binding
Source: RefSeq, a predicted model, not a curated record